AUGUCUAAAAAACUAUCAGGUGCUCAGAGACGAACAUUAACAAAAGACAGUGAAUUAGCUCACAGUGCUCUUUUAAGUAAAGUACCCAAGUUGACAAAAGUUUUCACAAUAGGUGAGGGCACUACCCAACAACCUACUUCAUCUUUACUCGCUACUUCAAAUACCCAGGACUUCGACCAUGAAUGUGAACAAGACCUAAUUUUAACUGAGGUAGAGGAGACUGCUGAAAUACUGAAGGAGGAAACCAGUGACAAGCUUAAGAAGGGAACUGUUGAAAUGUUAAACUACCAAAAUAAACAUUUUUCAAAUGACCCGUCAACUUGGCCUGAAAAUUUAACUGUCAGAGAGAGAGAGAGAGAUGAAAUCAUAACAAGGGGUGCUCCGUCAUUUAAAAAAAGUAAUGAUGACUAUCCGCUAAGCAGUGAAAAGCGUCAUUUUUCAAAUGAUUUUCAAUAUCGCCACGCAGAAAAUGGCGAGAAAGUGAAAAGGCGGUGGUUAGUUUAUUCUUGCUUUUCUGAUGCAGUGUUCUGCUUUCCAUGUUGUUUAUUUGACAAUAAUCCACACUCAAGUUUUGGCAAAAAGCAAGGAUUCAAUAAUUGGAAAAAAUUUCAUGAGCGAGCUUCAUCUCAUGAAACGUCAUCUGAGCAUUUUAAGUUUACCCAGCAAUGGAUUGAAGCUGAACGUAGAAUCAACCAAAAUGCCGCAAUUGAUACUGAGUCAGGGGCCAAAUACAAAAAGAAGCCGAGAGAUGGCAAAACGUACUAA
Homalodisca vitripennis (glassy-winged sharpshooter) is the source of this 765-nucleotide messenger RNA. Its product is annotated as zinc finger MYM-type protein 5-like. The transcript has a single exon. The record is from RefSeq and is a predicted model, not a curated record. NCBI's taxonomy places the organism in Eukaryota, Metazoa, Arthropoda, Insecta, Hemiptera, Cicadellidae. Bases 1 to 765 code for a protein of 254 amino acids.